Messenger RNA from Sitophilus oryzae (rice weevil), 1165 nucleotides. Its product is annotated as jerky protein homolog-like. NCBI's taxonomy places the organism in Eukaryota, Metazoa, Arthropoda, Insecta, Coleoptera, Curculionidae. The record is from RefSeq and is a predicted model, not a curated record. The transcript has a single exon. Gene Ontology annotation, cellular component: nucleus. Bases 1 to 1041 code for a protein of 346 amino acids. Gene Ontology annotation, molecular function: DNA binding.
AUGGAACGAAACAAACGUAAAAGAAUUGUCGUUCCUAUUGAAGAAAAAUUAAAAGCCAUUAGGAGAAUUCAAGCAGGAGAGACAAUUAAAAUUGUUGCACGGGAUUAUGGAGUAGGUGAGGUAACAGUUGGAGAUUGGAACAGAAUUGUCGUUCCUAUUGAAGAAAAAUUAAAAGCCAUUAGGAGAAUUCAAGCAGGAGAGACAAUUAAAAUUGUUGCACGGGAUUAUGGAGUAGGUGAGGUAACAGUUGGAGAUUGGAACAGAAACAGCACUAAAAUAGAAGAAUGGUGUAUAAAACAAGCCUCUUCGUCUUCAAGAAGAAAAUCAAUGAAAAAAGGCGACUAUGAAAAAGUUAACGAAGCUUUAUUUACGUGGUUUACUCAGCAAAGAUCAAAAGGUGUGCCUCUGUCAGGUCCCAUUUUGCAGCAGAAAGCAAUAAUGAUUAGUAAACAAUUUCCAGAGACAGAUAGGUUUACCGGCAGUUCUGGAUGGCUUGACCGCUGGAAAAAACGGUACGGUGUACGACAACUGACUAUAUAUGGAGAAAAACUUUCUGCUGAUGUGUCAUCAAUUGAAAAAUUUAAACAGGACUUUAAAAAGCUAAUCAAAUAUUGUGGGUAUACAUGUGAUCAAAUUUAUAACUGUGACGAAAGUGGUUUGAAUUAUAAAAUGCUUCCAUCAAAAACAUUGGCAUCUCGACAGGAAAAAUCAGCUCCUGGGCACAAAAGAAGUAAGGAAAGAUUAACCAUAAUGACAUGUUCCAAUGCAUCUGAUAAUCACAAAAUUCCACUUAUGGUGAUUGGCAAGUCUGCACAUCCAAGAGCGUUAAAAGUCAUCUCACCCAAAGCCCUACCAGUUUAUUACAAAAGUCAGAAGAGUGCAUGGAUGGAUGCGACGUUAUUUACUAACUGGUUUAAAGAAGAGUUCGUGCCAUCUGUGACUAAAUUUUUGAAGAGAACCAGCCUCCCUAUUAAAGCAAUUUUGUUGGGGGGGACAAUGCCCCCUCUCACCCUGGAGGACUCCACGUGGGCGAAAUUGUAAAUUUCUUUCCUCCAAAUGUAACCAGUAUAAUGCAACCAAUGGACCAGGGCGUCCUCGAAAAGAUAAAAAAAAAUAUAGGCGUUUAUAUCUUGAACAUCUACUAGAAUGCACAGAAAAAAAAGAG